CAUAGAUAAAAAUGACAGAAUUUACUCAAAUUCAAGAUGAUAUUGUGAUUGAAGAUUUGAAAUGUUCAUUUGUCAAAUGUAAAUCUCCCUUAGUACCAUAAGGAAACAACAACAAAUUUAUGUAUUAUUUUUAUAAGUUAAACCAACCAAUAUUCAACACUUCAGGCAAUAUUAUAUAAGGUGAACCUGAUCCUAAAGCAACAGAGAUUAAAUUUAUAUGUUGCAAUUGUAUCAAUGUAUUAAAGAAGGAGGGUUAAUAAUUUAUAAAAAAUAUUGAAUAGAAAAUAGAUAUUUAAAAAGAAUUAUAUAGUGUUUAUACUAAUAAGGAGGAAAGAGAAUCUACAAGUCCUCCAAAGUAAGGCAUAAUAACUUUAGAAAAACAAUAUUGUAAAAAAUGCAUUGAUAAUCAAAUUAUCACUAAGGCAUUUGAUGAAAACAUUCAAAAACGUGGUCAUACAAAUAUUAAUUAAACUGUUGAAAUUGCUAAAUAUUAUGCUGAAGAACAAGUAUUAAUAUUAUAUCAUUAUUUAGUAUCAUAAAGAUAAAGAGACUCUAAAUUAAUUAAAAAUUCGAUUGUCAAGGCUUAAUAAUGAAUUCUCUAAUCGUAUGGAGAAAUUACUCAUUUUAAAUAAGAUUAGAAUGAUUAUGAAAAAAUAUGAUCGUAUUGCUUGAG
Paramecium sonneborni is the source of this 673-nucleotide messenger RNA. NCBI's taxonomy places the organism in Eukaryota, Ciliophora, Oligohymenophorea, Peniculida, Parameciidae. The record is from the annotation of a GenBank genome assembly.